AAGAGGAAGCCUGAGUCCCGGUGGAAAAAUGGAGUUGGCGACUCGCUCCCAGAUCCCUAAAGAUGUGGCUGACAUCUUUAACGCCCCUAGUGAUGAUGAAGAGUUUGUCGGCUUCCGAGAUGAUGUUCCCAUGGAAACCCUCUCAUCAGAGGAAAGCUGCAAUAGUUUCGACUCCCUGGAGCCGGGGAAACAGCAGGAUGUGCACUUCCGUUCCAAAUACUUCACAGAAGAGCUAAGAAGAAUUUUUAUAGAGGACACUGACUCAGAGACGGAGAAUUUUGAGGGAUUUACGCAGAGUGAUCUGAACGUAAACAGUGUCUCAGAAGCAAAGCUUGAGAAGUCCGAUUCAAGCAAUGAAGAUGAGGCGUCGGCAGUGAGUGAGGAGGAAGAGGACGAAGAAGAAAAGGCUACCCCUCGAAGAAGCAGGCCUCGGAGAGGCAGCAUUGGUCUCCGAGUAGCCUUGCAAUUCCCCACCAAGAAACUGGCCAAGAACCCUGAUAAAAACAAUUCUGAGCCACUGCUCUCUAGCUCAUGCCUACCGGACGAUAAAAAAGGCAUUCUUGGGCGAAAAAGAAGUUACAGGCAAGGGAAGGAAAGGGAAGAUUCUGCCUCUGAGUGUGAGGAUGACUCCAGGGAUGAAGGCCAGGAGAGCUCAGACGCGCUGCUGAGAAGGACCAUGAACAUCAAGGAGAACAAGGCCAUGCUUGCUCAGUUAUUGGCGGAACUGAACUCAAUGCCCGAUUUCUUCCCCGUACGAACCCCGAGCUCAGCUUCUAAGAAGAAAACCGUGAGGCGGGCCUUCUCAGAGGGGCAGAUCACCAGGCGCACGAACCCCACCCGGAGCGCGCGGCCGCCCGAGAAGUUCGCUCUGGAGAACUUCACUGUCUCGGCCACCAAGUUUGCAGAAGAGUUUUGCACUUUCAGAAGAAGGAAGACAAUUAGUGGGGGGAGGUGCCAGGGGCCUAGACGGCGCCACCGGACCUCUUCUUUCCGGCCAGUGGAGGACAUCACUGAGGAGGACUUGGAAAACGUUGCCCUGACUGUUCGAGAUAAAGUCUAUGAUAAAGUUCUGGGUAACACGUGCCAUCAGUGUCGGCAGAAGACCAUCGACACCAAGACGGUGUGUCGGAACCAGAGCUGCGGCGGCGUGCGGGGACAGUUCUGUGGGCCGUGCCUGCGAAAUCGCUACGGGGAGGACGUGAGAUCGGCGCUGCUGGACCCGGGCUGGAUAUGUCCUCCGUGCCGUGGGAUCUGCAACUGCAGUUACUGCAGGAGGCGCGAUGGCCGCUGUGCCACAGGGAUCCUCAUUCACCUGGCCAAGUUUUACGGUUACAACAACGUCAAGGAGUAUCUGGAGAGCUUACAAAAGCAGCUGGUAGAAGACAAUUAAGGGAGAGAAGGACCAGCCCAGCUCACCUUGCGUACUCCUCAAGACAUGCCCUUCGUACCGUUUGUGCCUAAGAUUUCUUAGAGUUGUGUUUUUAUACAG
Messenger RNA from Pteronotus mesoamericanus, 1489 nucleotides. RefSeq names its product cell division cycle associated 7 like (gene CDCA7L). The record is from RefSeq and is a predicted model, not a curated record. Lineage: Eukaryota; Metazoa; Chordata; Mammalia; Chiroptera; Mormoopidae. Bases 29 to 1390 code for a protein of 453 amino acids. Gene Ontology annotation, cellular component: nucleus. The transcript is spliced from 10 exons. Gene Ontology annotation, biological process: regulation of DNA-templated transcription.